CGUGCCUCCCAAACUUUCCUCCAACAACAACCUCGCCCUCCAACAACCACCUCACCCUCCAGCAACAACCUCACCCUCCAAUGACAACCUCAACCUCAAGUAACAACCUCAAGCUCAAGUAACAUGGAAUCAACCUCGUCCUCGCAAGCGCGGAUCACCGUGGCUGCAGCACACGAUAGGCUUCGACAGCUUCUCGAUGAUAUGCAAAUGCAACAGGAAGAAAAUCAAGAUGAACACCUUUUUCGUCCGAAUUGGCGAGCCGCAGAAAGGGCAUUGCAUAGUAAGAAUUACAAGCCAUACAAGCAGUUCCACGAAUUCUUCGAUCAACCAAGAUAUGCAAAACCACGCCAAGAACGCAAAGCUGCUUUGAAUUCCAUGAUCGAAGAACUGCGGCAUACAUUUGAACGUGCUGAGAUGGAUCAAAAGACCGACUUAGCAAUUGAGUUCGCUCGUCAACGUCGCGUAUGUCUCCCGCACUAAUUCACAGCCUCAGACUAAUCAUCAUAGAUUCAUGGUAGUGAUAAUGUGGAAAGCAAAAUGGUGCCAGCAUACGUUUUUCACAAGUUUCCGGAACUGCCUCUUGAACUACAACGGAAGGUUUGGUCUUUUGCAGCCCGACUCUCGGAUCCAAGGGUAUACAUCCUCGAGGAUCUGACUUGCGAUAAGUGGGGUCUUCCUGGUUUUCGACAACUUGUGACCAUAUCUUAACCUCAAGAGAAGCUUUGGUGCCAAAAAAAGCCGGCUCACUCCUACGCCCUUGACCGCCCGAUCCCAACCCUUUUACACGCAUGCAAAUUAUCACGAACCGUCUGCCUAGAGGUAUUCCAUGUAUUCUUUUGGAAUACCCACGCGCCUCCGAAGACGCGCCCCGCAUGCUUCAAUACCGACUACGGUAUCUUUCACAUCAAAAGGUGCGAGGACAUUUCGUGGUCUCAUAGCACAAAACCUCGUUUCUCGGUAACUCUACAAACCCUCAUCCUAAAACUUGAACUUGGAUCUCUGAGUGGCAAGGUGGGAGACAUACUUGAAGCGAACUUCAAUGACCUGCAGCGCAUUCGACACAUGAGUGUCCCUGUGGUCGUAUUUGCCCAACUGCCUUCAGAGAUCUGGUCACUUUUGGGCAAUUUGGAAACCCUUCAGAUUGUCCUCUGCUUCAAUGACUUCUAUAACUAUUCAAGAUGUGAGGAGGAGUACGAUGAAAUUUGCUUCUUAGUUCCUCAUCCUGAAAACCAAUGCGGUCUAAGAGCAGCAUGGGUCAUGAAGAAGGUUACGCAGUCUCUUGCAACCGUUAAAACCAAAUCACCGAAGUGGAUUAUACGAAAGAUUGAGGUGGUUGUAGGAAUGGAAGCACGUUCCAGGAUCACCAAGGCCAUCAUCACGGACGAAGAUGAUGGGUCAAGUGAAGAGUUACAUGACCUAGAUUCAGAGUAUAAGGCAAGGUGGCGGGAUUGGAGAGCCGCUACUGCCGAGCCCAACUUUUUCAGCCAAGUCAUCAAGAAUUACAACUACCAUAACCAAGGAAUGAAUGAGGGCGGCUGGGAGUAGCUAUAAGGCUAGCGAGGGAGAUGCAUCUGAAGA
Hymenoscyphus albidus is the source of this 1578-nucleotide messenger RNA. The record is from the annotation of a GenBank genome assembly. Lineage: Eukaryota; Fungi; Ascomycota; Leotiomycetes; Helotiales; Helotiaceae.